Molecule: messenger RNA, 1869 nt
Organism: Clonostachys byssicola
Lineage: Eukaryota; Fungi; Ascomycota; Sordariomycetes; Hypocreales; Bionectriaceae
Source: the annotation of a GenBank genome assembly
CAAGAUGGCCCUUCUAUCGAGACUCUCGAUGUUCGCAAAUCCGACUGCACCGAGACAGUCAGUCGGGCAGAAGAACUUGAUCUUGAAAACCAAAAAGAAAAUGAGGAGUCUCUAGACAGACUCAUCAUAGACAACACGGCAGUCUAUAAUGGGAUCCAUCCUUUGUUUCCUCGCUCUAGCUUCCGACUUGAGAAUCGGUACAUUGAUCAGCCUCGCAAGCUUAGGGUGGUAGUUAUCGGGGCUGGCAUAGCUGGAAUUACGGCAGGAAUGCUUUUGCCCCAUAAGGUGCCUGGGAUUGAUCUACACAUCUACGAAAAGAAUGAAGAGCUGGGUGGAGUGUGGCUGGAAAAUAGAUAUCCUGGAGUUCGAUGCGAUGUUCCAUCCCACGUUUACCAAUCGACAUUCUCCCCAAAUACGGAAUGGUCCGAGGUAUACGCUCGGGGCCACGAGAUACACGAAUACUGGGUGUCUCAAGCUCGUAAGCACGAUGUAUACAAGUACAUAAGCUUUCGUCACCAGGUUUGCGAUCUGUUAUGGGACCCAGCAGCGUCGAAAUGGGUCCUAACCAUCCGCAACGAAAAGGGAGCCACCAUGAUCGACCAGGCGGAUUUCGUGAUAACUGCCACGGGUCGGUUCAACGCGCGUAAGCUGCCUAGCUAUGACGGCAUCGAUGAUUAUAAGGGGACCAUUCGGCAUACAUCUGACUGGGAUAAGACGUUUGAUGUUACGGGCAAGGUAGUCGCAGUGAUUGGCAAUGGGGCCAGCGGCGUACAAGUCGUACCGUCUCUGCAACGCGUGGCAAAGCAAGUCGACCACUAUGCGCGGAGCAAAACCUGGAUUGCCGGGUCCGAUAGCAAGGAGGAGAGAACAUUCGAACCACAGUAUAUUACACAAGACCAACGCGACGCGUUCAAGAAGGAUCCCGAAGAAUACCUCAAGUUCAGGAAGGAGCUCGAAGGCAAGUCAUGGCGAGGGUUCACGAGCUUUUUGCGAGGCUCCGAAAGCAACAUACAAGCACGAGAACAGUUUAUUGAGUUGAUGCGGAAGCGCUUGGUGAAGAAGCCCGAGCUGUUGGAGAAUCUUGUGCCAGACUUCUCCCCCAACUGCCGCCGGCUUACACCUGGCCCUGGGUAUCUCGAAGCCGUCACCGAGCCGAAUGUCCGCCUCAUACAGACACCAAUUAAGCGCUUCACAGAGACUGGGAUAGAGACCACUGACGGACAGCAUAAUCCGGUUGACGCCAUCUUUUGUGCUACGGGCGCGAAUGUGGACGGAGCACCGACUUUUCCUAUCAGAUGCGGCGACACAGACUUGAGAACCGCCUGGAAACCCAACGGACAGUUUGGCUUCCCCUACACGUAUCUGGGCUUGGCGACUCCAGGGAUUCCAAACCUCUUCUUUGCACUAGGUCCUCACGGGAGCGGGCCAGCAGGAAACAUUAUUCAUAGUCUAGAAGUGCAGUUGACCUAUUACGCAAAGAUCCUGCGUAAAGUAUCCCAGCAGGGCAUCAAGAGCAUAGUCCCCAGCAAGAAGGCUACCGACGACUUCACCAGCUACAGCGAUGCAUAUUUCGCCCAGACGGUGCUCAGCGACAACUGCAGUUCGUGGUUCAACGGGGGCCGUCCAGGUAACAGAAUUCAUGGCAUUUGGCCUGGCAGCGCAGCGCAUCUCUCGACGGCCCGCAGAGAACCCAGGUGGGAAGAUUGGGAGUACGAGCAUAUAUCGCCGAGCGGGAAUGUAUUUGCCUACCUCGGGAAUGGCAUGACGGCCGCCGAACUUGACCCAGAUUCUGACAUGACGCCGUACCUCACGGCACCUGGGACGGUUGAUUUGCGAGAAGUGCAUGAGAAGUGGUGGAGCAUACCAUGA